This is a messenger RNA of Dicentrarchus labrax (European seabass), 600 nucleotides long. RefSeq names its product mannose-binding protein C-like. The annotation marks the transcript as partial. The transcript has 3 exons. The record is from RefSeq and is a predicted model, not a curated record. Lineage: Eukaryota; Metazoa; Chordata; Actinopteri; Moronidae.
AAAUAUUUUCUUCAGCACUUUUGUUUGGAAGCAGCAAAGAAGCAGCACAUCCAGAUCUCUCCCUGUUCCUACUAUCUCCUUGAUUCUGCUAUCCGGGAGACUGAACACUUAAAGAAGAGCUUUGCUAAGUUAGAGCUUGCUAUAAACUAUGACUUUGUCCGAAGAGUUGGUCAGAAAUACUUUGUGUCCUACAAGGAGAGACACUCGUUCUCCAGGGCCGUCGAGUUCUGCUCCCAACAAGGUUUAGAUCUGGCUUUGCCCCAGAACGAGGAGGAGAACAUUGCACUGACUCAGUUCUUUGGGGACGUUAACAAAGAAGCCUGGAUCAACGUCAAUAAUAAAAAAACAGAGGGGAACUUUGAGGCAGAUAUGAAUAACCGACCUCUGACCUUCACCAAAUGGGGAGAAGGGCAGCCAGACAAAUCCAUUGAGGCUACAGGCUGCACCAUGCUGUCAGAAAAUGGCGUCUGGCGAGUGACACACGAGUGCUUCCUGAAUGCUUACAUUAUUUGUCAGUUAUAGAGAGUUCUUGUACCCUACAGAAGAGGAUUAGGGCCACAUGUGAACAAUGUAUGUGAGUUCUGAGUUUAAAUUUUAAAA